UAGUCAUCUCAGAAAGCCUCCAGGAAGAACUCCAUUUCUCAGAGACUAGCAACACAACAACACCUGAGUGAACCAUGAAGUUCUGUACCUGCAUGAUAUUGUUUUCCCUGGUCCUGUGUGCCACUGCUGACAACUGGUUCUCUGAUGCUGGAAGAUUCAUAGCAGACGCUUUUCAAGGUGCUAGGGAUAUGUACCAAGCAUACAGCGAUAUGCGUGAGGCAAAUUGGAAAGAUUCAGAUAAAUAUUUCCAUGCUCGUGGGAAUUACGAUGCUGCUAAAAGAGGUCCUGGUGGUGCUUGGGCAGCGGAAGUUAUCAGUGAUGCCAGAGAAAAUUGGCAGGGUUCAGUUAGUGGCAGAGGAGCAGAAGACACUUUGGCAGACCAGGAGGCAAAUCAAUGGGGCAGAAGUGGAGGAGACCCCAACCGCUACAGGCCAGAGGGUCUUCCUGAAAAAUACUGAUGGAGUCCAGAAAGACAUCCCAAUGUUUCUGUUGUCCUAUAUGGCUAACAAUAAAUAAAAAUCUUAA
Alligator sinensis (Chinese alligator) is the source of this 525-nucleotide messenger RNA. Its product is annotated as serum amyloid A-5 protein-like. The record is from RefSeq and is a predicted model, not a curated record. Gene Ontology annotation, cellular component: extracellular region. The transcript is spliced from 4 exons. NCBI's taxonomy places the organism in Eukaryota, Metazoa, Chordata, Crocodylia, Alligatoridae. The coding region runs from base 75 to 458 and encodes 127 amino acids.